UUGGCUAUGGAAGCCCUGCGAGCUUUACGUAGCGUCUCCGUGAUCUGGCGGCCGGGGCUGGGGUCUAGCGCACGGCGGAGGGAUGCAGGCUUCGGCACCGAGGCCCGGCGUCGGCCUCAACCUCAACCUCACCGCUCCAGCAAGCGCAAGGACCUAGUGGAGGACCAGCCUUUCCCCGGGCUGCUGCGGGCAGAGAACCUCGGUCUGGAAGAGCUGGCUCAAGUCCUGAGAGCAGCUGUGGUGGAUCAGAAAGGACCUCUGGUGACACUGAACAAGCCACAGGGUCUGCCUGUGACAGGGAGACCAGGAGAGCUGACAUUGCUGUCUGUGCUGCCAUGGCUGAGCCAGGCCCUGGGACUCGAACACCAGGAGCUCCAGGUUGUGCGAGCACCUGGAAAGGAGGCCUCUGGGCUUGUGCUCCUCUCCAGCUGUCCCCAGACAACAAGCCACCUGCAGAAGUUCUUUACCCACUCAAGGAGAGCCCAGAGACCUACAGCCACCUACUGUGCCAUCACUGAUGGUGUCCCUGAGCCUUCUGAGGGGACAGUCCACAUAGCUCUGAGGCUGGAACGAAUGGAUGGCAUUGAUCUUGCAGUCCCAGUGACGUCCCCAUCUCGAAAGGACAUCCAGGAAGGUGUCAAAAGGACCCUCAGCCAUUUCCGUGUGACGGCCACAGGCUGUGGCUGUGCUCUGGUCCAGCUGCAGCCACUGACAGUCUUCCCCAGUCAGCUGCAGGUGCACAUGGCUCUACAGCUCUGCCCAAUUCUUGGAGACCACACCUAUGCGGCUCGCGUGGGCACCGUUCUGGGCCAGCGCUUUCUGUGGCCAGCAGAGACUACCAAGCCCCAGAGACAGUUUACAGGAUAGACAGAAAACUGACUGAGCUGAACAGCGCAAGGAGACAAUCAGAUAAGCCCGAAUGUGGGACAGUGCUACAGGCUGGCCAGCCUGGCCUCCAAAGGAUCAGGACGCCAAGAAGGAACCACUGGAGCCGUCCUAGAUCAAAGGAGAUCAGAGAGACAAAGCUACCAGUGUGACCACCCUGGGUACAAAGUAGCCUCAAAAACAGAUCAGUAACAAAAGACGACUGGGAACAAAGGACGCCUGAAAAAUGCCUGGCUCAAUCUUCCCAGGCACCCAGCCAUUCAGUAUUUUGCUUGUUUAUCCUGAAACAAGGCUUUAUGUAGCCCAGGUUGGCCUCAAGCUCACUAUGUAGCCAAGGAUGACCUGAAACUCCUGAUCCUCCUGCUGCAGCAUCCUAAAUAUCGGGGUCACAGGCUUGUGUUGUCAUGCCUUGCGAAAAUUCUGAUCAAUUUUAAAUGGCAAGGACUUCAUCUUU
Messenger RNA from Rattus rattus (black rat), 1339 nucleotides. It is a transcript of the gene Rpusd3, whose product is annotated as RNA pseudouridine synthase D3. Gene Ontology annotation, molecular function: pseudouridine synthase activity; RNA binding. Bases 7 to 867 code for a protein of 286 amino acids. Gene Ontology annotation, biological process: pseudouridine synthesis. The transcript has 9 exons. Lineage: Eukaryota; Metazoa; Chordata; Mammalia; Rodentia; Muridae. The record is from RefSeq and is a predicted model, not a curated record.